Saccharomyces paradoxus is the source of this 1182-nucleotide messenger RNA. It is a transcript of the gene RRP43, whose product is annotated as exosome non-catalytic core subunit RRP43. Gene Ontology annotation, cellular component: cytoplasmic exosome (RNase complex); nuclear exosome (RNase complex). NCBI's taxonomy places the organism in Eukaryota, Fungi, Ascomycota, Saccharomycetes, Saccharomycetales, Saccharomycetaceae. Gene Ontology annotation, biological process: U4 snRNA 3'-end processing; nuclear polyadenylation-dependent mRNA catabolic process; U5 snRNA 3'-end processing. The transcript has a single exon. The coding region runs from base 1 to 1182 and encodes 393 amino acids. The record is from RefSeq and is a predicted model, not a curated record.
AUGGCUGCAAGUACUACGCUAGAAACUAUUGAGAUUCACCCAAUUACUUUUCCGCCUGAUGUUCUUGCGAGAAUAUCUCCAGAACUGUCUUUACAAAGACACUUAUCCCUAGGAAUCAGGCCAUGUCUAAGAAAAUAUGAAGAAUUCAGAGACAUAACUAUAGAAAACAACACUUUAUCACGCUAUUCAGACACAGAUAAUGUAGAUGCUAAAAACAACAUUUUAGGCUCGAAUGUCCUAAAAAGUGGGAAAACUAUAGUUAUAACUUCUAUUACUGGUGGAAUAAUAGAAGAAAAUAACGCUUCAAUCAAAGAUUUGGAUGAUUUCGGUGAGGAAGAAUUAUUCGAAGUGACUAAAGAGGAGGACAUAAUUGCAAAUUAUGCUUCUGUCUAUCCGGUGGUGGAAGUCGAAAGAGGUAGAGUGGGUGCUUGUACCGAUGAAGAAAUGACUAUAUCACAAAAACUAUACGACUCCAUAUUGCAUUCUAGGAUAUUGCCCAAAAAGGCCUUGAAAGUAAAGGCAGGUAUUCGUAGUGUGAACGAAGAUGGUACCUUUUCUGUUUUGUAUCCCGAUGAACCAGAAGAUCAUGCAUUAAAUGAAACAAACCUAAAAAUGAAAAGAAAGUGGUCAUACGUUCUGUAUGCAAAAAUUGUAGUCUUAAGUCGUACUGGUCCAGUAUUCGAUUUAUGUUGGAAUUCCCUAAUUUACGCUUUACAGAACGUAAAUUUGCCUAGAGCAUUUAUAGAUGAGCGUGCAUCCGACUUGAGAAUGACUAUAAGAACAAGGGGAAGAAGUGCCACUAUAAGAGAAACAUACGAAAUUAUUUGUGACCAAACUAAAUCACUACCGCUAAUGAUAAACUCAGAGAAUAUUGCAUUUGCUUCAAACUAUGGGAUAAUAGAGUUAGACCCCGAAUGUCAACUACAAAACUCUGACAACACUGAAGAAGAAGUCGACAUUGAUAUGGAUAAAUUGAACCCUGUGCUAAUAGCAGACCUGGACACUGAAGCAGAAGAAACAAGUGUUCGCAGUACGAUCUCCGUCAUCGCUUCUCCCGCAGGAAACUAUAAGCAAUUAACAUUAGUGGGGGCAGGUGCCAAAAUAACGCCAGAAAUAAUAAAAAGAUCACUUUUGUUAUCCAAGGUAAGAGCGGACGAUUUAUCAACAAGACUAAACAAAUAA